This is a messenger RNA of Saprolegnia parasitica CBS 223.65, 333 nucleotides long. RefSeq lists its product as hypothetical. The coding region runs from base 1 to 333 and encodes 110 amino acids. The record is from RefSeq and is a predicted model, not a curated record. Gene Ontology annotation, molecular function: protein binding. Lineage: Eukaryota; Oomycota; Saprolegniomycetes; Saprolegniales; Saprolegniaceae. The transcript has a single exon.
AUGCUCCGGCGGACCGUGGCGCUGCUGGCGGUCGCGUGCGUGGCCACCCGAGCGUGCGGAGACGAGAUGUGUCCGCCCGUCGUCGUGGAGCUGCAAUGCGGCUCGGACGGUGUCAUCUACAUGAACGCGUGCCUUGCGGAGAAGAAAAAGUGCAGCAACCGGGCGUUCACGUACACGGCCGGCGCAUGCCCCAAGAAGACACCGCUGCCACGCAGGCCUAUGGCGACGGUCGAUUUGAAUGCGAUCACGUUUCCUCGUUUCCCAACGCCGCACCUGCGAGCGCCGACAGUCGACGAGGGUGACGAGCCUCGCCAGGCCUUUCACGACAAUUAG